CAUUUCACUUCAAGAACAGUCUCUAAAAGUUGAACGCCUGCUGCUUUACUGAUAAAUUGGAAUUAUCAAGCGAGGUGUCUGAUAAGCACGGAUAAAGGCGUUUAAAAGAUGGCUGCUGAGCCUGGGCGAGUGCUGAAACCCUGCAAUGGUGCUGGGGGUCCUCAUAUCACAUCAGCAGUAAAACCGAGGGUGGCUGGACUACCAGUCAAAGAGAGAACCUCAACCCAGUCGGCUGAGCCUGGGCGUGUGCUGAAGACUUCUGAGAGUUCUGAAGACUCUGACCUCACCCCAACUGCCAAACCUGGCAUGGAAGAAGAACAUGCCUCCGCAAAACCAAGAGAACCAACAGUAACUGGACAAAAGUGGUCCCUGCAGGAUUUUGAUAUAGGAAGACCAUUAGGUAAAGGAAAGUUUGGGAAUGUAUAUCUGGCCAGAGAGAAAUCGACCAAAUAUGUUGUUGCCCUGAAGGUUCUGUUUAAGUCACAGUUACAGAAAGCAGGAGUUGAACAUCAGCUUAGACGUGAGGUAGAAAUACAGUCUCAUUUAAGACAUCCCCAUAUACUUCGUCUGUUUGGCUAUUUUCACGACAAAACAAGGGUUUAUCUUAUCCUUGAGUACGCACCAAAGGGGGAACUUUACAAAGAGCUGACAAAGAACACAAGAUUUGAAGAAAAGCGAGCAGUUGUAUAUAUAAACCAGUUGGCCAGCGCCUUGCAGUAUUGCCACAGUAAAAAGGUCAUCCACAGAGACAUCAAACCAGAAAACCUCCUUCUCGGUCAUACAGGGGACCUCAAAAUUGCUGACUUUGGCUGGUCAGUCCAUGCACCAUCAUCCAGAAGGACCACAUUAUGUGGUACUUUAGACUACCUGCCCCCAGAAAUGAUUGAGGGGAGUCUUCAUGAUGAGAAAGUGGAUCUUUGGAGCUUGGGUGUGCUAUGUUAUGAGUUCCUUGUGGGAAAACCUCCAUUUGAGGCAGCUAGUCAUGAGGAAACUUACAGGCGGAUAACAAGAGUUGAUCUUCGGUUCCCAUCAUAUGUUUCAAAUUCUGCAAGAAGUCUGAUCAGUAUGCUGCUGAAACAUGACCCUAAUCAACGAAUAUCCCUGGACAAAGUUUUGGAACAUCCCUGGAUCAAAGACAAUUUAAAUCCUACAACAUCUUAGAGUGUAUUUCUCUGAGGAAAGCUUCUUUGUGAUCAUCUGGACCCUAUUUAUUCUCAGGACUGGAGUAUAAUGCUUGUGGGCCAGUUAUAUUAACUUCUCUCUAUAUUUUGAAUAAAAGACUCAUCUUAGUUGAUACUGUAUUGUAGAAAUUGUGACGGAUGAAGAGGUAUCAUGUGAUAAUUCAUUGACAGUAUAACUGGUAGAGGCCCCUUUACAUUUGUUAUCAGUAUUCAAACUUUCAAAAGAGUUUUGAUACAAGAUACAGAUAUAGACAUGCAAACAGACAUAUAAUGUUAUUAAUGGUGGUAAUCUACUGUUUUAGGUCUUU
Molecule: messenger RNA, 1489 nt
Organism: Ylistrum balloti
Lineage: Eukaryota; Metazoa; Mollusca; Bivalvia; Pectinida; Pectinidae
Exons: 8
Coding region: 109-1161 (350 amino acids)
Biological process (GO): regulation of cytokinesis; mitotic spindle organization; protein phosphorylation
Cellular component (GO): spindle pole centrosome; spindle midzone; spindle microtubule
Molecular function (GO): protein kinase activity; ATP binding
Source: RefSeq, a predicted model, not a curated record